Calliphora vicina (urban bluebottle blowfly) is the source of this 1066-nucleotide messenger RNA. RefSeq lists its product as uncharacterized. The transcript has a single exon. NCBI's taxonomy places the organism in Eukaryota, Metazoa, Arthropoda, Insecta, Diptera, Calliphoridae. The coding region runs from base 143 to 892 and encodes 249 amino acids. The record is from RefSeq and is a predicted model, not a curated record.
AAAAAAAAUUAUUUUAUAAACAAAUACACAAAUUCCGAGUUCUUCAACAUUAAAAUUCUUAGUGAAAUUUCUUUAAAAAUCACAAAAAAAAAAUUUUUAAAUUUUCGCAAAUUCCUCAACAAUUAAUUAAAUUUAUGGAAAAAUGGUGUUAACCCAUAUUCUAAAGAUGCCUAUUAUAUUGGGGCGUUGGGCCAAUAGAGCUUUAACUUCAGCUGCAAUUUCAGUAAAUGCCUUGCAACAGCAACGUUUCAAAGCCACUAACAUGGACUGCAAACAUUUGGAACCCAAAUGUGGUGAUCGUUUCAAGAAAAAACCCUGUGAUCCUAGACAACUAGAAGUCAUACUAAAGCAGCCAGCUCCUGAGUCCCUGCCAUUACAAAAACGAGCCAUUAAAUUUAAGCAUCCAGCAGAGUGUUGCGGCAAUCCCUGUCCUGAUGCUUAUCCACGUUUCGAUUUGUUGUACUAUAAACGCAGCGACAAACUGAAUCGUGAAUAUCAACAGACCUGGGCCGAAUGUCCGGAACUCCUCAAGAAACCUAAAGUUAUAUGCUGUUUUGAUAAAAUUAAACAACCCAAAUGGCAAAAACGACCACUUAAACACAGACCUCAAACGGCUUGUAAACAGACAUGUUCCAAUGCCAACUAUAAAUGUCCGCGAACAAACAUGGAGGGAUGUCGAGAGGCCCAAAUACCCCCCAAAUGUAGACGCACAAAAGCUAAAUCGCUUUGUACGAAACGUAAAGCACCCUUUCCGGCCUUUUCGGAGUGUUCACGUAAAUUGCCUAGACCUAGACAUCCCAUAGAAUGUCGCUGCCUGCUGACGCCCUCGAUGUGUGAGGUAUGGGUUCAUCAUUUUAGAAUGCAAAGAAUAAAGAAAAUAGGUUUAUGUUGAGUUUAAUUGAAGAUAACUAAGAAAAUUUUAAAUAAACUCAGCACAAACUUAAGUUCUUCCUUAAAUAAAUUAUGCAAUUUUAUUGAAUUUUUUAUUUCCUUAACAAAUAUUAAAUUAUAUAUAUAAUUUUGUUAUAAAUACAUAAUAAUAAAAAUAUUAUUUGAUUUUUAGCAA